CACGCCGCCUUUAAUUUUUGGUGUGUGGGAGGCGGCCAUGGAGGGAAGCAUGCGAUGCUCCGCCAACUACGUCCCUCUCUCUCCACUCAGUUUUCUCGAGCGCGCCGCCGUCGUCUACGCCGACCGGGCGGCCGUCGUCUAUGGCUCCACCGUGUAUACUUGGAGUCAGACCCGCGAUCGCUGCCUCCGCCUCGCGUCUGCCCUCACCAGCUUGGGGAUCUCUCGAGGCGACGUCGUUGCUGUACUUGCCGCAAACAUUCCAGCAAUGUAUGAAUUACAUUUCGGUGUCUCCAUGACUGGUGCGGUCCUCUGUACACUGAACACCCGGCAUGAUGCAGCCAUGGUCUCGAUCCUACUGAAGCAUUCAGAGGCAAAAGUUAUCUUCGUCGAUUCUCACCUUCUUGGGAUUGGCCAAGGGGCACUCAAAAUUCUCUUGGAAUCCAAUGUCAAGCCUCCUCUUCUGGUCAUAGUUGGAGAAUCCUAUAAUUCAGUUGCUGCAAUCCGAGGUCCCAUUGCUUCUGCCAAUAUGGAAUAUGAGACUCUCCUUAGGACUGCUUCUCCUUGCUUUGAGAUCAAAUGGCCUAUUGAUGAAUGUGACCCAAUCUCACUGAACUAUACUUCAGGCACUACAUCAAGACCGAAAGGUGUCAUCUACAGCCACCGAGGUGCGUACCUAAAUGCCAUUGCAACAAUCCUUAUCAAUGACAUCACUACAAUGCCAGUGUACUUGUGGACCGUGCCGAUGUUCCAUUGCAAUGGAUGGUGUCUUGCUUGGGGUAUGGCAGCUCAGGGAGGCACCAACAUCUGCCUCAGAAAUGUUACAGCAAGGGCAAUCUUUGAUAGCAUUGCCCUUCACAAGGUUACACACAUGGGCGGUGCUCCGGCGGUUCUCAACAUGAUUGUGAAUUCUCCGAUCACCGAACGAAAGCCACUUCCAGGCAAGGUAGGUGUGAUGACCGGUGCUGCUCCUCCACCACCCCAGGUUAUGUUCAAGCUGGAGGAGCUUGGUUUUAAUGUCACCCAUGCAUAUGGUCUCACAGAAACUUACGGCCCGGCGACUGUCUGCACCUGGAAGCCUGAAUGGGAUGCCUUGCUUCCCGAGGAACGCGCAAAGAUGAAGGCUCGUCAGGGACUUAACCAUAUCGGAAUUGAGGAGAUUGACAUCAAGGAUCCAAUCACUAUGAAGAGUGUUCCCGCUGAUGGGCAAACUAUUGGCGAGGUAAUGUUUCGCGGCAAUACAGUGAUGAAUGGUUACUAUAAAGAUUUGAGUGCAACGAAGGAGACAAUGGCAGGUGGAUGGUUUCGAUCAGGGGACCUUGCUGUCAGGCAUCCUGAUGGAUAUAUAAAGAUCAAGGAUCGGUCGAAGGACAUUAUAAUAUCAGGUGGUGAGAACAUAAGCACAAUUGAGGUUGAAUCAGUGCUCUUUAGUCACCCGGCGGUGCUCGAGGCAGCAGUAGUUGGGAGGCCAGACCACCAUUGGGGUGAGACACCCUGUGCUUUUGUGAAGCUGAAGGAGGGUGCUAGUGUUGCUGCUGAGGAUAUCAUAAAAUUCUGCCGCAGUCGGUUGCCUCACUAUAUGGCUCCCAAGACUGUUGUGUUUGAGGAUCUUCCGAAGACUUCGACAGGAAAGACACAGAAGUUCGUUCUUAGGGAGAAGGCUAAGGCCAUGGGAAGCCUUUCUAAGAAGGGUGGGAGCAAACUUUGACAUCCAAUGGAGGAUAAGGAAAUCUUUGUGAUGGUUUGUGAUCUUAUGUUGGGGCAAAUCUUGUCAUUGGACCUAUAUGAUGAUUUCUGUGUAAUGUCAUUGAUGUUCAUGGAUCAAAUGUAAACUGAAUUCUGAAUAUUAAAGUCAUUUCUAAACUGCUUAAAUACAGCAGUCUCUCUGGAAA
Molecule: messenger RNA, 1889 nt
Organism: Elaeis guineensis (African oil palm)
Lineage: Eukaryota; Viridiplantae; Streptophyta; Magnoliopsida; Arecales; Arecaceae
Product: butanoate--CoA ligase AAE1
Source: RefSeq, a predicted model, not a curated record